Molecule: messenger RNA, 3320 nt
Organism: Drosophila gunungcola (fruit fly)
Lineage: Eukaryota; Metazoa; Arthropoda; Insecta; Diptera; Drosophilidae
Product: C-mannosyltransferase dpy-19 homolog
Exons: 7
Coding region: 169-2757 (862 amino acids)
Cellular component (GO): nuclear inner membrane
Molecular function (GO): mannosyltransferase activity
Source: RefSeq, a predicted model, not a curated record
AUACGGUCACACAGCACUGUCACGGCCAAAAACAGCUGAUCGGUGUGUCUGUUUUUUUUAUUGUCCAAAGGGAGCAAUAAUCUUUGUGAAAUAAAUAAUGAUUGCCACUUCAAACAAAUCCACCCAGUGAGACGAGUCCAGAGAACGCCACAAAGCACAGGCAGCACGAUGCGCGAGCCCAAUCUGUAUGUGAUCCUGUCGCACGCGCUAAUCGGCUCCGGCUUCUUCUUCCUGUACGUGCAGCAUGUGCGCGUGAUCUUCGAGACGCGCACCAACAUCCAGCAGCUGAACCAGCUGGAACGGGAGGCGCUACUGCGGCGCGAGGAUGCCCUGUACUACGCCUUCUACAAGCGGCUGGCCGACGGUCCGGACUUCUGGCACGGCUACGAGCAGCUGAAGAACGUCACGGACAUCGAGUAUCCGCACAGCGUCAAUGUGCUGCAGCGGUUCUACGUGCUGCCGGAGUUGGUCACGGCGUACUUCUUCCAUGUGGUGCGCGCCGGCUUUAAUCCCAUGGUGCAGCCCAUGCAGUUCUACCUGGAGUUCGUGUGGCUCAUGGGCGGGAUGACCCUGCUGGUCCUCUAUCUCUACGGAACGCUGCUCAGCGAGAACGUGUUUGGCGGCAUAUACGGCGUGGUCUCGUACCUGAUGUUCCACAGCUUCGUGGCCAAGAUCUACGAGCGACCGCUGGCGCGGGAAAAUUUUGCCUUCCCGUUCAUAUUCCUGCAGAUGUUCUAUCUGUGCAUCUGCAUUGGCAGGAUCAUACACCGUCAGCGGCACACCUCGCGUCUGUUUAUGAUCUUCGCCAUGUCGCUGUUCACCGCCUGCGCCCUGCUCUCCUGGCAGUUCUCCACCUUCAUCUUCACCACCCAGAUCCUGAUCGUGAUGACGUCGUGGAACGUGUGCGCCCUGCCUACGGGCCUGGCCAACGCCUUCGCGCUGGACUACUCGCUGUCGCAUCUGCUGGGCCACGCCCUGGCCUUUGUGAUGUCGCACGGCAACAGCCAGUUGCUCUUCACCUGGCAGCUGAGCGUCUCGCUGUCGCUCUUCCUGAUCACGGUGGUGCGCCAGCUGCGGCAGGUGCGUAGCCGGAGGCUGGGCCACGCCCACGAUCCGCUGCAGGGCGACUACUUCUCGCUGAAGUUCAUCCUGCUGGCGCAGCUCUUCGCCAGCAGCAUGCAGGGCAAGCUGCUGGAGCUGCUCAACCGGGCGGGCGUCGUGAGUGCGCCGGAUGGCGCCCAUACGCACUACUGCGACCUGUUGGCCCACUGGGCGCUGCAGGUCAACGUGGGCUUCGUGGCCCACGUGUCCGCCUGCAACCCGCUGUACGCGCGCAUCGCCUGGUCGGAGCUGUGGCAGCUGGUCAAGACGAUGAUCGUGAAGCCAUACUGCAUGUACGGCGUGGUCAUGCUGGCCAUGUUCUUCCGCCGCUGGCGCAAGAGUGGCGCCCCCCCCAGCGCCGCCAGCGAGGAGCAGCGCGAACGGGCCCGCAACUACGUGCUGGAGGACUUCCUCGAGGAGCACCGCGUCUCCAUGGGCGACAUGUCCAACCGACAGACGGAGCAGCAGCUGCAGCAGUGCUUCAAGCUGCUCGAGAGCUGCGACCACGACUACGAGCGGUACAAGCGCGCCCAGGCCCGCCUGCGCCAGGAGCAGCCACCCGCCCGCGACGACUUCAUGCAGGACAUACGCCGGCUGCGGGCCCAGAUCCAUCGCAACAGCGACAAGCAGCGCAAGGAGCGGGCGCAGGGAACCAAAGACGAGGAGGAGAAGCAGCCAGAACUGCACGAGGAUGAGGCUGAGGAGGAGGCUAAGGAGAAGGAGAAGCAAGAGACUGCAGCAGAUCCCACAGAAACUCUGCCGUCCAAGUCCCCCGAAAAGGAGGAGAAGCAAAAAGAGCAGGAGGAGCCCAAGCCCAAGCCCGAGGCAGACUCCAGCUCCAGUUCCAGUGGCCAGCGACGUCGCAAGCGCAGCGGCUCCAGGCGCAGCUCCGUGGUGCCCACGGCCAACGCGCAGAUCCUCAACCUGCACUACAUGUACAGCUUCCUGCAAAUGCUAGUCUUCACUGUCAUCGGCCUCACCGUGCGCAAGCUCUUCUUCCUCAGCUUCACGCAGGGCUGCGUGAUUGCGCCCACCAUCUGCUCGAAGGUGUGGUACCACCGCCAGCGCAACAUCUUCUGGUCCGUCUCGCUGGCCGUCUUCCUGCUCAGCAUGUUCGAUCCGGGCAUGGUGAACAUACGCGAGGAGUAUUUCCCCACGCGUUAUACCCAGAGCGGCGACGACCUGGAUAGCAUGCUCGAGUGGAUCAAGCUGAACACGGAGCGGGAUGCGGUCUUCGCCGGACCCGUGGAGAUCAUCGGCACCGUGCACCUGACCACCAAGCGGCCCAUAGUCAACCAUGCGCACCUGGAGAUGCGUCAGAUGGCGGACCGCACGGAGCACGUGUACUCGGUGUACAGUCGCCAGCAGUCGUCGGACAUCUACAACCAGUGCGCCCAGCUGAAGAUCCAGUACUUGAUCAUAUCGCUGGACGAGUGUACCAACGAAGUGCGCGACGAUUGCGAUCUGCUGGCCAUUUGGGAUGACAAGCAGCCGGCGUACCAGAAGUACCCCCAGUUCUGCCACGAGCUGCUCCACAAGAACGUGCCCAGCUUCCUGAAGGUGUACGCCAACGAGCACUACGGCAUCAUCAAGAUGUUCUCGCAGAGCGUGCAGAUCAACCUCAAGCACAACAAGAUGCCCGAGAUGUCCAUAUAGUAGUGGCUGGAGGCGGGAUAGUGGGACGGGAGGAUGGAGGAUGGAGGAACCGACUGUGUUGUGUUGUGCGUAGCUGUGUGACUAGGGACUAGCAUUUUACGAUGUCUGUGUAUUAUGAUUACGUUUAGUAUUGCUGUUCCCCGUCCCACGAUUUCCGCCCAACUCCUGCUCCAUAUAUAGGAUAAAGGAUAGCAGGAGGAGGCCCUUCCGCUAGAUAGCUAGAUAGCAAACUGAAUUGGAUGCGUUUAGCAGCUUGACUUGUUUCUGUUCCGCUCGACCUCGUUUGGAUUUCGAUUUGGAUCAUUCCCCGCGCCCCUCGCAUUUGAAUAAGUUAAUCUAGCCGUACGGACCGACUCUAAACUCUAAAAUCUAAUUACUUUCGUUAAGUUUAAGCUAAGCUUUUUACAUUUAUGUAGUAUAUAUUAUGACGUGUGGUCGGGGAAGUGGCAGGAAGUGGAUGUAUCUGAGCAUGUGUCCCCGGAAACCACGAUACCAGGCCGAAAAAUUAAACUGGGCGAAGCGCAUUUGCCAGGCAAUAAGUGAAAUAAAAUGAUAAAGUUGAA